CUUAUAUUGUUCUUAUAUACAAAAGAUAUAUUGAAAAAAACUCCAUUCAAUUUCAAUCCCAGAUAUUUUAAUUGAAGAAAAUGAGAAGAAAGUGUAAUUUGGAACUCACUCUUUCUCUUUCAUCCUUUUCUCCUAUUAGGGAGGAUCAAGAAUUCGAGAAUAAGAAAUCACAACAGCUAACAAUAUUUUACAAUGGAAAAUUUGUGGAUUCUGAUGUUACUCAGCUUCAGGCUAAAGCUAUAAUAUAUCUUGCAAGUAGAGGAAUGGAAGAGAAAACAAAUAAGAUGUCUGAGCCCUCAUCACCAUCAUUACAACCUCAAACUGGUCUAUUCAUGAAGCGAUCUUUACAGAGAUUUCUACAAAAGAGAAAAAAUAGAAUUCAAACAACUUCGCCAUAUCAUCAUUAGAUGCUACUGAUGGAAUUCGGCUCCAUUUAGUUUCAUAUGUGUAUAUGUUUUGUAUUUUGGUGUAACAAA
Messenger RNA from Solanum stenotomum, 476 nucleotides. RefSeq names its product protein TIFY 5A-like. NCBI's taxonomy places the organism in Eukaryota, Viridiplantae, Streptophyta, Magnoliopsida, Solanales, Solanaceae. Bases 81 to 407 code for a protein of 108 amino acids. Gene Ontology annotation, cellular component: nucleus. The transcript is spliced from 3 exons. The record is from RefSeq and is a predicted model, not a curated record. Gene Ontology annotation, biological process: regulation of defense response; regulation of jasmonic acid mediated signaling pathway; response to wounding.